AUGUAUUUGAUGGAUAAUAAGUUACCUUCGAUACAUAUGAGUCAAAAUAGGAUAAGUUUACCUUCGAUAAACAAUCUUAACUUACCAUUAAACUUACCUUUACCAAAUCAAUAUACUAUUAAUCAUCCACCUUCAAGUAUAAAUAUUACUAAUAACAAAGAAGUCGAAGAACAACGAUACAGUCUAUCACCUAUAAGUCCAAUAAGUCCAAGGUUUAAUGACAAUAAAUCACCAAGUUCACAAUCAUCACAAUCAUCACAAUCAUCAAGAUCUUCAGUUUCAGAAAUCGAAGAUAUUAAAGACAAAGAUGAACCUGAUAGAAAGAAGAGAAAGAAAAGACAAUGUCCUGAAUGUAAGCUGUACUUUUCAAAUCUUGCCACUCAUAAGUCCACCCAUUUAAAUCCAAAUUCAAGACCUCAUAUCUGUAAAUAUUGUUCAAGAGGCUUUGCUAGACCGAACGAUUUAUUCAGACACAUAAAAUGUCAUUGGAAAGAGAUUGGUAUUGAUAAAGGACAAUUCAAAUGUCCUUAUAAGAAUCAUUCUUCAGGAGAUCAUUGUGGACAUAAUUCAGGAAUAUUUAGUAGAUGUGAUACUUUUAAAAAUCAUUUAAAAGCUAUUCACUUUCAAUAUCCUAAUGGUACUAAAAAAGACCAAAGGUCAAAUUCUUCUGGUGUGUGUAGGAUGUGCCAGAAAGAGUUCAAAAACGUGGAUGAUUGGUUGGUUAAUCACUUAGAGAAGAACCAAUGUACUUUUGCAAAUGAAUAUGGGAAAUAA
Yamadazyma jaroonii is the source of this 774-nucleotide messenger RNA. Lineage: Eukaryota; Fungi; Ascomycota; Pichiomycetes; Serinales; Debaryomycetaceae. The record is from the annotation of a GenBank genome assembly.